GCGCUACUCUCAGAUAACUAUGAUUGAACCAAUGAUCACUGGAUUGCAAGAAUCAUUGCCGAAAACUAUCGGACUUCUGCCUUUCGACGGAGGUGUGACAGCCUGUGUGAGGCUUGUUAAAGAACAUCUUAACUGGGGGGCAAAGUCCGAGCUGAAAGCAGAGGUUCUCCGUGGGAUUAAAGAGAUUGGAAGUGUACUAUACUGGAUGGGCCUUCUAGAUAUUGUGUUGAGAGAAAGAGAUACAAUGCACUUCAUGCAAACUGCUCCUUGGUUGGGCUUGGUUCCUGGUGCAGACGGACAAGUGUUAAAUGCUCAUGAUGGUGGAGACAGCCCUGUUGUUAAUCUCUUUAGAUCAACAACUGCUGCGAUGGUGUCAAGCCCGGGAUGCCCAAACCCUAAUUCUUUCCACAUCAUGGCAAAACAAGCAGAAGCUGCAGAUCUUUUAUACAAGGCUAACUUGAAUACUGGAAGCGUGCUGGAGUAUGCCCUUGCUUUCACAAGUGCUGCGUUAGAUAAAUACUGUAGCAAAUGGAGUGCUGUGCCCAAGACAGGCUUCAUUGACAUUACAACUACUAAAGAUUUCUACCGCAUAUACAGUGGUCUCCAACUUGGAUAUUUAGAAGCAUCUGUCCAAGUACCAGCAAAUAGUCAUGAAAGGCUGGGUGAUUCAGUGGCUUGGGGUGGCUGCACCGUAAUAUAUUUGCUUGGGCAACAGCUGCAUUUUGAGCUCUUCGACUUCUCAUAUCAGAUCCUCAAUAUUGCAGAAGUAGAGGCUGCAUCUGUGUUUCCAACAAAUAAGAACUCGCAUUUUCAUGUACAGGGAUGGGAUGCGUUACUGGAAGCAAUGAAGAAAGCAAGGAGAUUAAACAACCAUGUAUUCUCUAUGCUGAAAGCACGCUGUCCCUUGGAAGAAAAGACAGCUUGUGCUAUCAAGCAAAGUGGUGCUCCGCUCCAUAGAAUUAAAUUUGAGAACACGGUCUCUGCUUUUGAAACCUUGCCACAGAAAGGGGCCUAAACUAGUGCCGUGCUUCUUCCCAAUUCCUUGACGUUCUUAUUGUGUAAGUAAUCUGAUGUAACUGGCGUGUCUAUAUAUGUAUUCGACUGUUUAAUUUGCAUGUAAUUGAUCAUAAUACCUGAACACUGGCUCCCGUUCGGAUGACGAAAUGGGAGGGCAGUGUUUGGUGACUGGAUGAGCCAUCAUUGCCUAAGAUUUAACUUGAACAUCAUGCCAAAUCACCGCCGUGAGGAGGCAUGUCA
Messenger RNA from Neltuma alba, 1257 nucleotides. Its product is annotated as protein PIR. Gene Ontology annotation, molecular function: small GTPase binding. Lineage: Eukaryota; Viridiplantae; Streptophyta; Magnoliopsida; Fabales; Fabaceae. The record is from RefSeq and is a predicted model, not a curated record. Gene Ontology annotation, biological process: regulation of actin filament polymerization. The coding region runs from base 20 to 1015 and encodes 331 amino acids. The transcript is spliced from 6 exons.